This is a messenger RNA of Triplophysa dalaica, 2708 nucleotides long. It is a transcript of the gene hs6st3a, whose product is annotated as heparan sulfate 6-O-sulfotransferase 3a. Gene Ontology annotation, molecular function: heparan sulfate 6-sulfotransferase activity. NCBI's taxonomy places the organism in Eukaryota, Metazoa, Chordata, Actinopteri, Cypriniformes, Nemacheilidae. Gene Ontology annotation, cellular component: membrane. Bases 465 to 1718 code for a protein of 417 amino acids. The record is from RefSeq and is a predicted model, not a curated record. The transcript has 2 exons.
AUUCGCAACUUGCAACAGGAGCUUACUUCAAUAUCAUCUCACAGAAAGCAGCGUUCAUUUGCAAUCAUUCCUUAAUCUUAAAAUGUUGUUCAUGAUGUCUGCUGCCAAACCCCACAUUGCAAUCUUUCGGUCGAUCAUAUCUUUUGGAAGAAUAACAGACUAAAAGAACCGGAGAUCUGAGCGCACAUGGAUUUCCAAAAACGCACAGCGCUAUGUUGGAGCGGUUCCGUUCAGGUGAGAUUCUGCGCAUUGUUUCCAAGUUUAAUGCAACGAGGACUCGUAAAGCUGUUUCUUUUCAGUCAGCAACACAAUGUCCAGCAGACAUUUAUGUGGCGAUUACAUAUGAUAACAGAAGGGGUGUGAAGCUCACUUCGCCGCGCGCAUAAUCAUCUGACACCUGGAGAGCUCAUUGAACAUCUAGAGCAUCGCCAAUGGCGUGACCAAUCUCCUUCAUUCUACGUACAAUGGAUGAUAAAUCCAACAAACUCCUUUUAGUUCCCGUUUUAACCGUUUUAUUUGUCAUGAUCGGCUAUCAGUACAUCUGUCCGGCGGGCAGCACGUCCUGUCGGUUUGGCAACGGAGAGAGUUUGCCGUUCUCCAGAUACCCCGCAGACGUCAAGAGAGAGUCUCCGGAUCCGGACGGGUUGCGGUCCAAAUUCAACUUCACGCGCGACGAUCUCGAGCGCCACGUGGAUUUCGACAUCAAGGACGAAGACGUGAUCGUGUUCCUGCACAUCCAGAAGACCGGAGGAACCACGUUCGGCAGACACCUGGUGCGCAACAUCCACCUGGAGCGCCCGUGCGACUGCCGCUCCGGACAGAAGAAGUGCACCUGCCACCGGCCCGGUAGAGCGGAGUCGUGGCUCUUCUCGCGCUUCUCCACGGGCUGGAGCUGCGGUCUGCACGCGGACUGGACCGAACUCACGAGCUGUGUCCCGGCAGUGAUGAAUAAAAAGCAGAAGAAAGACGCGCCUUCGAAACGAAGGGAUUUCUACUACAUCACGCUCCUGCGGGACCCUGUGUCACGCUACCUGAGCGAGUGGAAGCACGUGCAGCGCGGCGCCACGUGGAAGACGGCUCUGCAUAUGUGCGAUGGCCGUCCGCCAACUCCAGACGAGCUCCCGGCCUGCUACAGCAGCGAAGACUGGACCGGCGUGUCUCUGCAGGAGUUCAUGGCCUGUUCGUCAAACCUCGCCAACAACCGUCAGACUCGCAUGCUGGCCGAUCUCAGCCUGGUGGGCUGCUACAACCUGUCUUCCAUGAGCGAGGAGCGACGGGCCGAAAUGCUCCUCAGCAGUGCCAAGCGCAACCUGCGUCGCAUGGCUUUCUUCGGUCUCACAGAGUUUCAGCGGAAGACGCAGUUUCUGUUCGAGAGGACGUUUGGCUUGCACUUCAUCUCCGCCUUUACUCAGAUCAACGGCACCCGGGCGGCCGGGGUCACCGUGGGGACGUCAACGCGGAGGCGCAUUGAGGACUUGAAUGCGUUGGACGUGCAGCUGUACGAGUACGCGCGGGAGCUUUUCUUGCGACGGGUACAGUACUGCCAUCAGAUGGAGAGGCAGGAGGUGAGAGAGAGGAGACGAGAGCAACGCAGGAAAAUGAAGGCCAAACAACAGGACGAAGAGGAAAGAGAAGAUGCGGAAGAGGAAAUAGAAAUAAUGAGAGAGGAAGUAACAGGUGUGACUGAAGACUACAGUAGUCAGGUGGUGAGAUGGUGAGGUCUUUCCAUACACCUUCAUUCAGUUUUCUAACUGUGUCAGAGGUCUUGAGGGUUCAAUAAAUCAAGUAAAUGCUAAAAGUAUAAGAUUGUAUUUCUUCUUGGUUAAAAUGGAUAUGUAGGUGCUUAGUUCAAAACCCAGUGUGUUGGUGGCCGUUCUGCACUUUUUAAAAUGAGUAUAUAAUAUUGUAUGAUUCAGUAUGGUACAUUUCUCCGAAGUGUAUUUUAUGUAAUAAAUCUGUCAAUGUUACAGAAGUUGAACUAAAAACGGUGCCUGUCAGUCUCAAAUGUCUCACUUUAUUUGGGUAAACUCAAAUUUUGUCCAUUUCAGCUUUUUGUCGUCCGGCACAGGUCGUUGUUUUUCAAGUAAAAACUUUCGGAUGAAAAAUGAAAAGCGGAAUAAAGGACAAUCAUGUUACAUCAGGGACAUCAUUUGAUUUUUUUUUAUUAUUUUUUUAAGGCCCAGUGUCCCUUCACUCAUUAUUAAGUAUUUUGGGUGCUUUUGUGCCUUUAUUUCUUAUAGAAUAGUGAAGUGCUGAUGUCUUCAUCAUCUGCUAAAGUCCAUAAAUCCAGAUCCACCCAGCAUCUGUUAUGCUUAAAUGGGCUGUAUCUCACGUUUUAAAUAAAAUAUUUGAAAUUGAGUCCAUGUUUUUGACCUAAAGCAUCAUUUUGUUACAAUGUGGCGGUCAAAUACAGUAGAAUGUCCUCUUCAGUACAUGUUUUCCUGUUUCCUCAUGUAUAAAUUAACCAAGACACACAGACCAGAUAAAUAAGACAAUAUUACAUUAUAACAGAUAAUUAUGGAUCUAAUAUAAAACUGUUAGUUGACUGGAGAUGUUGUGAGUCAUAUUUUUACAAUACCAACCAGUUGAUGCCUUUUUAUUUCUCUGUUGGGGUAUUUUGGUACAAUAAUAAUGUGUAUUAAGGGCACGUGUAUAUAUGUACAGUAAACACAACUUAACGUUUGCUUGUCUGAAAAGGAUGUGAGAUC